Molecule: messenger RNA, 389 nt
Organism: Drosophila ficusphila
Lineage: Eukaryota; Metazoa; Arthropoda; Insecta; Diptera; Drosophilidae
Gene: HSPC300
Product: probable protein BRICK1-B
Exons: 2
Coding region: 77-307 (76 amino acids)
Biological process (GO): regulation of actin polymerization or depolymerization; actin filament organization; cell motility
Cellular component (GO): SCAR complex
Molecular function (GO): protein-containing complex binding
Source: RefSeq, a predicted model, not a curated record
CUAAUUUCUGCAUUCGGUCACACUGCCCAGAACUACUUCAAGCUGGUAAACAUUUAAGCAAUAAAUUAAAAUAAAAAUGAGUGGAGCUCACAGAGAGGCGAUCCAAAAGCAAAUCCACCAGGACUGGGCGAACAGGGAAUAUAUUGAAGUGAUAACUGCCAGCAUAAAGCGUAUCACAGACUUUCUGAACUCGUUCGAUAUGUCCUGUCGCUCUCGUUUGGCGGUACUAAAUGAAAAACUAACGAUCCUUGAAAGGCGCAUAGAUUAUUUAGAGGCGUGUGUGGCCCAAGGUGAAACAUUAACGUAAACGCUCGUAUGUUUUGCCAUCAAUAUAUCACUAAGCUUUGUACAUUUAUAAGAUAAUUAAAAACUAAUGAUUUAAAAUUUAA